UUGAAAAAAAAAUGUUGUUAACAUUUAUGACAAAAGUUUUGAAAUUUUGCAUACUCCUGUUUUAACCAUGAUUGAUGGAAAGGUAGCGAAUACAAUCACACACACAUCAGGAAUGGCUGUAUGUUUUAUAUGUCAAGCUAAGCCUAGCGAAAUGAACAAUUUGGAAGUAUUAAGGACAAAACCAGUUUCGGAGGAAGGGCUUCAAUUUGGAAUUUCCCCUUUACAUGCGAGGAUAAAAUUUAUGGAGUGCAUAUUGCAUAUAGCAUACAACAAAAGUUUUUCAAAGUGGAGAGUAACUAAAGAUACAAAACAUGAAAGAGAAGAAGAAAAAGCGAAAAUACAAAGAAAUUUGAAAGUGGUUCUAGGCAUAAAUGUGGACAUGGUUAAACAAGGAAUGGGCACAACGAACGAUGGCAAUACUUCUAGACGUUUUUUUGCAAAUCCUUCCAUAACGGCAGAUGUUCUUGGUGUUGAUGAAAAUUUAAUUCAUCGCUUUAGUACAAUUUUAACGGUUAUAAAUAGUAAUUCCGAAAUAGAUGCAGAAAAAUUUAAUGUUUAUUGUUUGGACACUGCAGAACGAUAUAUACAACUGUACAGCUGGUACUAUAUGCCUAUUACUGUACACAAAGUUCUAAUUCAUGGGAGUAAAAUUGUGUCAGCAGCAAUAUUGCCUCUUGGCAUGUUGUCGGAGGAAGCUCGUAAUAAAGAUUACAGAACUUAUCGCCUAAGCCACUCCAGAAAAACUGAUCCCAUAUCAACAAAUGAAGAUGUCAUUCAUAUGUUACUAGCGUCUUCAGAUCCAUAUAUAAAUUCAUACCGUAAACAUUUCAAGAAGGAUAUAUUGGAAUUUUCUGAUAAAGUAAAAAAUUUGUUAUGUUAAUA
Molecule: messenger RNA, 882 nt
Organism: Calliphora vicina (urban bluebottle blowfly)
Lineage: Eukaryota; Metazoa; Arthropoda; Insecta; Diptera; Calliphoridae
Exons: 1
Coding region: 68-880 (270 amino acids)
Source: RefSeq, a predicted model, not a curated record